This is a messenger RNA of Bipolaris zeicola 26-R-13, 1551 nucleotides long. RefSeq lists its product as uncharacterized. Gene Ontology annotation, biological process: proton transmembrane transport; proton motive force-driven mitochondrial ATP synthesis. Gene Ontology annotation, molecular function: ATP binding; ATP hydrolysis activity; proton-transporting ATP synthase activity, rotational mechanism. The transcript has 8 exons. NCBI's taxonomy places the organism in Eukaryota, Fungi, Ascomycota, Dothideomycetes, Pleosporales, Pleosporaceae. Bases 1 to 1551 code for a protein of 516 amino acids. The record is from RefSeq and is a predicted model, not a curated record.
AUGCUGAAGAGUGGGAUCCAGCAGGCGCUCCGCGCCUCCAUGCGCAGGCCCGCCAUCCGCCGCAGCGCAUUCCAGCCCAUGAAGAAGAGCUUCGCACCCGCCCUAUCAACCCGCUUCGCCUCUACUGAUGCAGUAAAGGAGGGCAAGAUCCACAGCGUUGUUGGGGCAGUCGUGGACGUCAAGUUCGAUACGGAGCAGCUUCCUGCUAUUCUCAAUGCCAUUACGACUCAGAACGGUGACCAGAAACUCGUCCUCGAAGUCGCUCAACAUUUGGGUGAGAACAUUGUUCGAUGCAUUGCCAUGGACGGUACCGAGGGUCUUGUUCGAGGUGCCAAGGCCGUCGACACUGGUAACCCCAUCAUGGUACCGGUCGGAAAUGGCACCUUGGGCCGUAUCAUGAAUGUCACUGGUGACCCCAUUGACGAGCGCGGUCCCAUCAAGACCGAUACCUACGCUUCCAUCCACGCCGACCCCCCAGAGUUCACUGAGCAAUCCACCUCCGCCGAGGUCCUCGUCACUGGUAUCAAGGUUGUCGACCUUUUGGCUCCCUACGCUCGUGGUGGAAAGAUUGGUCUUUUCGGAGGUGCUGGUGUCGGCAAGACUGUGUUCAUUCAGGAGCUGAUUAACAACAUCGCCAAGGCCCACGGUGGUUUCUCCGUCUUCACUGGUGUUGGUGAGCGUACCCGUGAGGGUAACGAUCUUUACCACGAAAUGCAGGAGACCUCGGUCAUUCAACUCGACGGUGAAUCCAAGGUCGCCCUAGUUUUCGGUCAGAUGAACGAGCCUCCAGGUGCUCGUGCCCGUGUCGCUCUGACUGGUCUCGCCGUAGCAGAAAAGUUCCGAGAGGAGGGCCAGGACGUGCUCCUCUUCAUCGAUAACAUCUUCCGUUUCACUCAGGCCGGUUCCGAAGUGUCUGCUCUGCUUGGUCGUAUUCCCUCUGCCGUCGGUUACCAGCCCACCCUCGCCAUUGACAUGGGUGUCAUGCAGGAACGUAUUACCACCACUUCCAAGGGAUCCAUUACCUCCGUCCAGGCUGUCUACGUCCCCGCUGACGAUUUGACUGAUCCUGCUCCCGCCACCACCUUCGCCCAUUUGGACGCCACCACUGUCUUGUCCCGUGGUAUUUCCGAGUUGGGUAUCUACCCCGCUGUCGACCCUCUUGACUCCAAGUCCCGUAUGUUGGACCCCCGUGUCAUUGGUGACGAGCACUACCAGACCGCCACCCGCGUCCAGCAGAUUCUCCAGGAGUACAAGUCGCUCCAGGAUAUCAUUGCCAUUCUCGGUAUGGACGAGCUGUCGGAAGCUGACAAGCUUACCGUCGAGCGUGCCCGUAAGAUCCAGCGUUUCCUGAGCCAGCCUUUCGCUGUCGCCCAGGUCUUCACUGGUAUUGAGGGCAAGCUUGUCGACCUCAAGGAGACCAUCAACUCAUUCAAGGCUAUCCUGUCUGGUGAGGGUGAUGACCUUCCCGAGGGUGCUUUCUACAUGGUUGGUGACUUCGCUUCCGCUCGCGCCAAGGGAGAGAAGAUUCUCGCUGAUCUCGAGAAGUCAUAG